Molecule: messenger RNA, 726 nt
Organism: Ilex paraguariensis (yerba mate)
Lineage: Eukaryota; Viridiplantae; Streptophyta; Magnoliopsida; Aquifoliales; Aquifoliaceae
Source: the annotation of a GenBank genome assembly
AUGCAAGAAUACACAGCUAAGGUGCAGAAUACUCCAAGUAGGGCUUCAGGUGACAUGAAGUUGGAUGAUUUGGUGUUGUGCAAAAUCUAUCAAACGAGGGUGAAGCCCAAGAACAACCCACAGCAAGAUAAUUUAGAAGAAGAACCUGAUGAAACAGUGGUUAAUCCAGCUCUGCAGCCUCAUUUCAGCCAAGACUCCAUGCUUCCACUUCUUCAAUUAGGAAUGGACAAUAUGCUCAAUGAUGCGGCUUUACCACAGGGUGUUGAUGUGGAGCCACUUGAUAUUUCAGUCGACGAUUGGCUAUAUAGAGACUUUGUCUAUAACAUGGCUGAAGAAACGGUGCCUAAUGCUACAAAUAUGCACAAUGAUGUGGUGUCUAACGCUACUCCAAUGUACAAUGAUACGGUGCCGAAUGUUGCACUUAAGCACAAUGAUGUGGUUCCUAAUGUUGCUGUCGAUGAAAUGGUUCCUAAUGCUGUACAUUUGCAGCCUCAUUUUAACCAAAGCUCCAUGCACCACGAAGUGGUGGAUUACAGUGUGUCAAGCUCUGCAUACAACAGUGGUGCUGAUAUGAAUUUUGGCCCAAAUUCUUUUAUGGGUGGGAGAGAACAUGUUAAGUCAUGCAAUUCUGAGGUUGAAGACUGGAUAGAUCGAGCGCAGCUCAAUACCAUUACUUAUGGCGAAUCGUCCGAUGUUAUACUUGAUGUACUUUGGUCCGAAGACUAA